This is a messenger RNA of Bradysia coprophila, 1139 nucleotides long. RefSeq names its product lysosomal acid phosphatase-like. Lineage: Eukaryota; Metazoa; Arthropoda; Insecta; Diptera; Sciaridae. Gene Ontology annotation, molecular function: phosphatase activity. The record is from RefSeq and is a predicted model, not a curated record. Gene Ontology annotation, biological process: dephosphorylation.
AUCAAUUUGUUGGGACUGGUGGCAACAGUUUAUUCGGCCGUUAUUGACCAUCCACAGCCGGAAUUAAAUGCCAACGGACCAAUAGGGGACUUAGUUUUUGUGCAUGCGUUUUAUCGACAUGGUGAUCGAAAUCCUGUUCUACAGGGUCCAGGUGAUCAUUAUGACAUUUCGUAUUGGCCAGAAGGCUGGGGUCAAUUAACAAAUUUGGGAAAGCGUCAGCAAUAUGAACUGGGACAAUGGUUUCGUCGACGAUACUCACAUUUCCUUAGCAGCACAUUCAACGUGAAUGACAUUUAUGUGCGGUCCUCAGAUGUAGAUCGUACACUGAUGAGUGCUCAAGCGAAUUUAGCCGGGCUCUAUCCGCCAACGGGUAGACUCAUCUGGAACGAAGACCUUAAUUGGCAACCAAUUCCAAUCCAUUCCGUGCCUGAAAACAUAGACUACUUAAUCGGAGGAUCAAUACCGCCUUGUGUCGCCUACGAAAAUGCCCUGAACGAGUACGCUCGCUCGACUGAAAUGUUAGAGUUCUACGGUUCUGUUCAACCUUUUUAUGAAUAUGUGUCAGAACAUGCAGGAACUAUCGUUAAUGAUCCAACGGCAUUGCUAUUGUUGAGAGAUUCUUGGUUCUGCCAAAGCAUUCAUAAUUUGACUCUUCCUGAAUGGACGAAACCACUCUUCCCGAAUAAUCCUGAAUUUGACGAUGCUGCAAUGAAAUUUUAUGCCAUGUCGGCUGCAACGAAAUAUUUAUCGAAAUUUAGAACGGGAUUCCUGUUGAAGGAUAUCCUGGAUCGAUUUACUAGGAAGGCUGAAAAAACACUAUCGCCCGAUGCAAAAAUGUGGAUGUACAGUACACACGACUCUGUACUCUUCAGCUUCCUGUCCUCACUGGACAUUUCUGACGGAAAUUUCGUUCCAUACGCUGCGGCUAUCAUUUUGGAACUAAGAAUCUACCACAACCAUUACUACGUUCAAAUAUUUUAUAAAAAUUCGAGCACCGAAACACCGAUGCCCAUUCGAAUACCACGGUGUGGAAAUAUUUGCCCAUUGUCGAAAAUGUAUGACAUUUACGAUGACAUCUUGCCAAAAAAUGAUUUUAAGACUGAAUGUCAGAAUAUUGACGAGAAAUAAUUUAUAAUAAA